CAGCAACACUCUUCUCUUCUCAAAACGCCAAGGGAAACAAACAUAGCCACCGCUUCUGUCUCUCUCUCUCUCUGUCUCUCUCUUUCUCUCUCUCCGUGUUCAGAUUCUCUCUUCCGCUCUGCGUUGGAAUUGGGUCUCUCUCGUCGUUGUUGGUGUUCUGAGUGAUGGGUAUGCCCUGCCGCUGUUCCCACACCUCGCACAUCACCGAAAUCAUCAUCACCAGCUUCUUCCGCCAUAAGUCUUAGAUCCUCACCUCAAUUAUUUAUAACUCCCUUAGUCACCUUCUUUCAUGGCACCUUGAGAUCCAACUUGGAGUAACCAACGCUUCCUCACAUGGCGGCUGGAAGGGCUUUUUCCGACAUCACUGCCUUCCUUCGCAACCAAACAGCUCUUCCCACUUCCCAACCUCUCGAUUCUCUCUUCCUCUCUUCUUCCACUGCUCCUUUUCUCGGUUCGAGAUCCAUGAUGAGCUUCGAAGGAGAAGGAGGGAAGGGGUGUAACGGUUCCUUCUUCCGCGCGUUUGAUAUAGACGAGAAUGGAGAUGAGUGCAUGGACGAGUACUUUCAUCAGCCUGAGAAGAAGCGCCGUCUCUCUGCCAAUCAGGUUCAGUUUCUCGAGAAGAGCUUCGAGGAAGAGAACAAGCUUGAACCCGAGAGAAAAACCAAGUUAGCCAAAGACCUUGGUCUGCAGCCACGACAAGUCGCUAUUUGGUUCCAGAACCGUCGUGCUCGCUGGAAGACCAAACAGCUCGAGAAGGACUACGAGAUUCUGCAUGAGAGCUAUGAGAGUCUCAAGGCCAACUACGAAAUCCUCCUCAAGGAGAAAGACAAGUUGAAAUCUGAGGUGGCGCACCUGAGCGAGAAGGUGCUUGCAAGAGAGAAAGAAGAGGGGCAGUCGAAGCAGGCCGAAAGUGGAACAAAGAGGUUGCAGGAACAGGAUCAGGAACCACCGCAAAGGCCUGUACUUGAUUCAGUUUCGGAAGGUGAAGGAUCCAAAGUGUCUUGUGUUGUUGGGGGUUGCAAACAGGAAGAUAUCAGCUCAGCCAGGAGUGACAUUUUGGACUCCGACAGCCCGCAUUACACGGAUGGAGUACACUCGGCGGUGCUAGAGCACGGUGAUUCUUCUUAUGUGUUUGAGCCUGAUCAAUCGGACAUGUCACAAGAUGAAGAAGACAACCUCAGCAAGAGUCUGUACCCUUCCUACCUCUUUCCGAAACUCGAAGAUGCGGAUUACUCCGACCCAACGGAAAGUUCUUGUAAUUUUGGAUUCUCGGAGGAAGAUCAUGCUCUUUGGAACUGGGAGUACUAAGUUUUCUACAAUGUUUGUGUGUCUGUGCCGUGUGUAGUGUUUAUUUAUUUAGUAUUUGCAGUUUUAGUGGAGAAUUUAUAAAUGGGAAAUAAGUCAGAUGAAUGACUAUAGGUUUAUUAGGAUAGAGAUGGUGGUUUUUGCCGCAUUUUGCUACUUGUAAUGAAAGUGUUGGUUCCAAUGUAAUUAAAUAAUGCGUUCCAGUUGAGAAUGUAAUUGUGGAUUUAGUUUAAUGAAGAAAUAUAAAUUGGAAA
This is a messenger RNA of Vigna umbellata (rice bean), 1559 nucleotides long. Lineage: Eukaryota; Viridiplantae; Streptophyta; Magnoliopsida; Fabales; Fabaceae. The record is from RefSeq and is a predicted model, not a curated record.